Messenger RNA from Pogona vitticeps (central bearded dragon), 1362 nucleotides. NCBI's taxonomy places the organism in Eukaryota, Metazoa, Chordata, Lepidosauria, Squamata, Agamidae. The record is from RefSeq and is a predicted model, not a curated record.
GCCGAGCGAUCCGGGAGGGGCGCCCUUCGCCCAGGAGACGUCCAGCCCCGCGCCCGGGGACCCCGCCGUCCGGGAAGCAGGAGCGGCAGCAGCAAAACCCGGAGGGACCCCCGAUCCCGAGCGAGAGGCGCCUCCCGCGAUGGGGGGCUGCUGCUCGGGAUCCGUGGCGCCCGAGGUACUCAAGCAGGAGGAGGAGUUUCCCCCUCUCUCCGCUGAGAAGGAACAGCUGAAGCUGCAGAACGGAGAGAAAGAGGAGCAGGUGUCCCGUCUGCUUCAAGCAGUGCAAGAGCUGAAGGCACAAGUGUCCCGUCUCUCAGCAGAGAAGGAACAGCAGAAGCAACAGAACCAAGAAAAGGAGGAGGAGAUGUCCCGUCUGCUUCAAGAGCUGAAGAGGGAAGUGUCUCACCUGCAGCAGCAGAACCAAGAAAAGGACGAGCAGAUCUCUCACCUGCAGCAUAAGGUGCAAAAGUUGGAGGAGCAAGCGUCCCGUCUCUCCGCUGAGAAUCAACAGGUGAAGCAACAGAACCAAGAAAGGGACGAGCAGAUCUCUCAUCUGCAGCAUAAGGUGCAAAAGUUGGAGGAGCAAGUGUCUCCUCUGCAGCAGGAGGUGCAGGAGCUCAAGAAGAGUCCUGGAGCCUCUGGAGCCCAGCAAACCACCAGAUGGAUUUCACCGUUUGGAGGACCAACUCUUCCUGUCAAAGUCCAGAUCCGGAUCACUGGGAAGACAGGUGGCUCUGAGGAGAAGUUUCUAAAUUGUGUUUCAGAGCACCUGUCCCACAAAGGAGUCUCUCUGAAGGUGGAGAAGUUUAAGGAGACCUCGAAGGACCCCCUUCUGCUCUUCUGCCCCAUAGCUUCCCGCAUGGGCGCCGACAUCGAAAAUGCCCUUGAGGGGCUCAGUGGUGAGCAGAAGGUCCUCCUGGUGGUGAUGCACUUUGUUCAAAAGGACAACCCAGGGACCCCUGCGGACGCUGAGCACCAAGUGACCCAUCCGGCCGUGGUGGGGACCGUGCACACCCGCUACACCCUCAAGGACGGCUUCUACCCUUGUGAGAUGAACGAGGCGGCCGUGGCUGACGUGGCAGCUGCCCUCAAGGCCCUGGCUGAGGAUCAGUGAGGGGAGACUGGGCUCCUCCCCAUGUCCUUCUUGUGUGAUGUCAUCUUGUAGGAGAAGGGGAUGCUUUUAAGACACAGGUGGGGAUUGUCCUUGCAGACUGGGGGGUGGGGUGGGAUUUAUACACCUUCAGCUGAAGAGAAUGCUAGUAGUGAUCAGGCAGAUAUAAGACAUCCCUGUUCUUCUCGGCGUGGGCAGACCCACCUGGAGGAGCCUCAGGCUGGCUGGGCAGACCUGGCCACGUGUGCUUU